UUAUGGUUGAAAGUUAGAAGUAAGGUCAGGUCGAUCGAUAGGUUAUGUUUGUUUUGUUAUGUGUUUUGUUUUGACUUAAAAACACAUAGCCUAAGUUUCAAGGUCUGCAACUAUAGACAAAUUUGUCUAUGCUACAACCCACAAUCUACAUCUCUGUUUGAAUGGAAGACUCAAAGAACAGCCAAAAUUCAACAAGUAGUAUGGAAAGUGAUAACUGUUCUAAUUUAGGAAGGGAAGAAACUGUUAAAAGCUUGUCCCAGCCCGUUUGCUUGAUUGUUCUUGGAAUGGCUGGUUCAGGAAAAACUACAUUGAUAAAAAAGUUGACUUCAUAUUUGUAUUCUAAAGAAAAUCAUCCGUAUGUUAUAAACCUUGAUCCAGCUUGCAGAGAAGUACCAUAUCCAGCAAACAUAGAUAUCAGAGAUACUGUGAAUUACAAAGAAGUUAUGAAGCAGUAUGGAUUGGGACCAAAUGGUGCCAUAGUAACAUCUUUGAACCUGUUUGCCACAAAGUUUGAUCAAGUCAUAUCUUUACUUGUCAAAGCCUCAGAAAAACACAAACUGUGUAUAGCUGACACUCCUGGACAGAUAGAAGUGUUUACUUGGUCAGCAUCAGGAAAUAUCAUCACAGAAACCCUCGCUUCAACGUUUCCUACUGUCGUAAUCUAUGUGAUGGACACCGUAAGAAGUGUGAACCCAGUAACAUUCAUGUCAAACAUGCUCUAUGCCUGUUCCAUCUUAUACAAAACAAAACUUCCUUUUAUAGUAGCUAUGAACAAGACAGAUGUGGUGGAACACAGCUAUGCAGUCGAUUGGAUGAAUGACUUUGAAGCUUUCCAAGAGGCGUUGGAGUCUGAGACAAGCUAUGUUUCCAACUUGACACGCUCCAUGUCCUUAGCUCUGGACGAGUUCUACAGCGGACUCAAAUGUGCAGGUGUCUCAGGUCUGACUGGAGCUGGGCUGCCUGAUCUGCUCAAGUUAGUUGAUGAAGCAGCCAUGGAGUUUGAACUGGAUUAUAGAAAGGAAUGGGAAGAAGUUAGAAAGAAGCGAGCUGAAGAAGAUGAGAAGGAGAAGAAGGAGAGACUAAAGCAGUUGGCAGGGGAUGUAGGUGAGGGAAAAGCUGUUCCUCUGAUAGGAGAGGUGAGCGCUGGCCGAGAGAUUGUGGACAUAUAUCUCAAACACCCUGCGAACGAAAGCUCAGACGAUAGUGAGGGUGAAGAGAACGUACCUCAAGUAUCACAGCAAGAUGAAGAAGAAGUUAAGGAAGGAGCAAGUUUCAAAGCUUUCCUUGACAAGCAUAAACAAUCGAGCAUGGAUAAGAAACAGGAUAAAUCUUCUGCUCCUUCAUCUUUAUCUUCAUAGUUAGAGGACAGGUUUCAAGUGAAUCUUGGUGUUUCAAAACUGAUAUGAAAUUUUAAUGCUUAAUAAUAUGUUUUAUUAAAUUUAACUUAGUAACUCUAAACAGUUUUCCUAAUGGCACCAUCGAAUUGUUGCCAACUAUCCACUGGCAUAACAAAGUAUGCGAAUGUUAAAAUUAGUGAUGGGUCGGUACCACUUUUUCAAUGUCGGUUCCGUUACCGGUUCCUAACCAAAUUCGAUUCUCGGUUCCUAAUUUUAAAUUAGGCUACUUAAUUGUUUUAUUUUAAAAACAAAAUAAUAUUCCUAUUUCAAUCUUUAACUUAAAACAGUUUUUUUCAUAUGUUAUUAAGUGGUUAAGAAAAUAAAACUUAGGCCUAUUUGUAAAAACAACACUUUGACAACCAAACAAAUUCAAAUCAAAACCAAAUAUACCAUACCAGAAGUGUUAAAUAUAGGCCUACCGUAUUUGUUGAAAUGAUUCACUGUUAAACCAAUAAAUUUAACAUAGGCUACUAACCUUGGAAAUAAAAUGGGCUCUGGAUAUUUGUUAAACUAAGUUAACUUAACUAAUAUAAUAUAUAAGACUUACCGUCUUGAAGCAAUCCAGUUUUUGUACUCAGUGUACAGCUGUUUCGGCUUCAUAAAGCCAUCUUCAGCACAUUCUUCUAGAGGUCAAUUCAUUAUAAGCUGUACACUGAGUACAAAAACUGGAUUGCUUCAAGAUGGUAAGUCUUAUAUUAUAUUAUUUAAAAAGCAAAUCCUGGUCAGCCAACCACAAAGUAUAUAUAUAUAUAUAUAUAUUAACUUAACUGUUUGUUAAGUUGUAGCUAAAUAUUAUGAAGGAAUCCAUUUUGAGUCAUUUUUUACCUAUUGCCUGCAUUAAGUUACUUUUAGGCUCCAUCAUUAAGGGAAAUAUAGAAGAGAAGUAUUUAUGGAAAGGACGUUUUGAACUAAACUUUUUAGAAAAUAGGCCUAAGUACAUAUUCAUUUGAGGUUACAGUUUAAGGUGGAGGCUUGUUGAAAAAAAAGAUUUAACCAAGACUUAGUUUGGUGACUCGACUGUGAUGGUUUUUUUAUAGGCCUAGUGCCUGUACCGGUAUUGUGGGUUUAGGUUUAAAGUGCUUGUAGACCCCACCUCUAGAGAUAAUUAUUUCGCAAAAUCUGUUGUUUGCUUCAUCAGUUUUAAUCAAAUACUUCCAAACUUGGGAAGCCAUUAUAAAGAAUUUAUCUCAAAUUAGUAUAUAAAAACAACAACUUAAGGUUGGCCAACUUCUAUAUUCUUGUAAUAAACUAAUCCAAUUUCACUUAUUAUUUACAGACAAAACAAUAUUAAUUAUUCACAACAACAUAUACAUUUUAUUUCAGAAAUCCGACGGAUGAAGCUAAACUACAUUUUAAACUCUAACCUCAUUUGACAUUUGGAGAAAGAGAAAGACAAAAACAAUUAUUAAGUACGAACCACCGAACAUACAAACAAUAACAAAUAAAAGCCCCUUUUGGUUUGCUGAAUGAAGGCUUGGCUGUUUGUCAUGUAGCCAUGUAACUUAGUCUCAUCCAUCAAUAAAUAAAUUUUACCUGUUAACUUUAAAUUUGAAGUAUUGGUCUUGCGCAAUGUGCAGUGUUGUCAUUUGUGACGGUGGUCACAGAUCGAAAUCAUGACUCAUGAGUACCCCAAUAUUAAACCAUUGGAAAUAAAAAUAAAUAUUAAUUCAGCCACUGACUGGACUAGACUGAGUCAAACAGUUAUAGUGAACUUGAUUGAGUUUGAGGUUCGAUUUGUACAUUCUACAAAACAAAGUCAAAUAAAGAACUCUAUGAAUUAAAUAAAAUAAUCUUGUCACUUGUAACUAUUGUAAAUGUUACUAAUAAUCAACAUCAGAUAAGAAAAUUAUGUUUUUAAGGUGAAUAAUAAUUUUGUUGAGUCAAAACAAAUAAUUUAUUUGAUGAUUUGAUCCAGUCUUUAUUAAGUUCGCCUUCUGUCUUCUGCUUGAAGAUGAUGGAGCAAGUUGUGUUGAUGAUUGAACCACUCUAUCAGCUGACGAUAGUGAGACAACUUAAUUAACUUACAAUGAAAUAAUCAUCCUAUAGCCUACUAUUGAUAAUAUUUUAUGAUAAAUAUUCCCUUUCAAAUAGCCUUAAGUGAAAUAAUCAUCAUCGUUGACAAAUUGAAUUUUUUAAAUGAGUAAAUAAACCUAAAGUGAGUAAAUAAUAUGAGUAAAUAAUAUAACCUGUUAACUUGGUACCAAAGGUAUCGGUACCAACAUUUCACCAUCGAUUCUCGGUCCCGGUACUUUUCCCAAGAACCCGUGGAACUGACUUUUGACGUUAAUUACCGACCCAUCACUAGUUAAAAUUACAAUGUUCAUAAUAUAUUUUAAAUUUAAAGAAUUCCCACAGUAAUUUAAUUCGAAUUCAGUGUGAUUGUUAUGUUUGAUAGUUUAUAAUAUUGAUUAUUACUUAACACUUAGUAAUAAGUACUGGCGACUCAGCUUUGCUCGGUAGAAUAAUUAGUAUAUUUGAGAGUCAGUGAGUAUGUGAUUCUACUACUAGCUGCCCUCUGUUUUUACUGCUAUAUGCAGUUAUGAGACUGAUGCGAUAGGUAUUUUUAGUUUAUUAUUUUAUUUAAGAAUUAAAUUAUAUAAAUGUUAAAUUAAAGAGUUAGAAACACAAUAUAAAAAAUUAAACUCAUUAUAUUUAGCCAAAUUUUUGUAUAACUUAACUGGAGGUGGCCAACUUUUAUCCGUAUAUUUACAACUUUUCCACUGCCUAUUAACCAUAGGUACCCUCUCUCAAUUAUAAAAGAGUAAAUGCAACAAUAAUUCCAGAUUCACUAAUUGAACAUAGAUAAUUUGCUUAUUGUCUUUCAAUUUGCGCUAAGUGCUCUUACUUAUUAAACCCUUGAAGGAUUUUAGAAAAACUGUUUGAGUUUCUUUUUCAUUUGCCUUAUCACUUAAAGCCUUGAAACUUGAUAUUAUCGUCUCUUAGAAGUAAUAACUCAAUUAAAUCAUUAGUGCCCAUUUUAUUGGCUAUGUUGUUUUCAAAUGUCUAACAGAUACGUCUAUAUUUAACUAAAAUAAAAGUAAAAAUCAGUGCCCUCCUCUAGAGUACCGUAGUGUAAAAAAAGCAAAAUUGGUGUUGUCCAAAAUCCUACUAAACUUACUAAUUCUGUCAACUUCCACCCCAGCAAACACAGUUAAUAAUUUAAGUAUGGCCUUCCACAAGCCACAGAUUAGAUUAAGCUUAAUAUGGAUUGUACUUGUACGGGAAUUGAAUAUACUCUCAUCAGUGCAAAACAUUUGUCAUGGUUUUUUUUUGCAAAUCAGCCUCCAUGUCACUGUUGGACUGCAGGGAUGAUUGCCAGUAAAUCAUGAAAGCGACACAAUAGUACUCACAGGUGUAAUUCAAUAAAUUUAUUUUUCUUACAGUCACCCGACAAAUUUGGCUUCCUUGUACUGUUUAUAGUACAGAAAGCUGCUAAUUGCUGCACAUUUAUACUUUGUCGUACGGUUUAUACUUUGUCAUACGGUUUAUACUUUGGCGCACAUCAGGAUUCCAAUGAAACAACACAAAACAGCGUGGUUCUAUUAUGCACGUAAUCAGUGUACGCUUGGAAAUAGGUUGGCAACACUUAAAGAUAAUAAUACUAUGAGCAGCUGAUUGACUAUUAUAACUAUGAUUUAACCUGUAAUUUCCUGUUUAUAGUUUCAGUAUUUCUGAAUUUUCUGGACGUUUCUUUUAAACGUUAAAACAUUCCUACGAUCUUAAUAAACAAGAAAAUACCUUUAAAGCAUUUUUUUAGGCGCGGAAACCCCUUAAAAUUACAAAAACAUACGGACUAUAUUCUCAAGUCGCGGAGCACAUUUCUUGCCGAGGAAAAAUAGCGUAGUGAUACGGACCGGGUACUACUUUCUCUAGGGCACCUAUUUGUGUUGCCAGCUGAACCUACAAACGUGUUGUAUAGUGUUUGAAAGACUAAUUAUUUAUAUGCUUUAUAGUGACUGUAUAGGAAAAAUAUAAUGUGUAACACGAGUGCAAAAGGCCUUUGCUGCACUCGAGAUCAUUACGCAAUGUUUACGAGAGUAAACAUUGCUCUCGUGUGCAGCAAAGUGCCACUUUGCCCACUAGCUACACAAAUAACUAGCACCAGAGCUACUGGAAGCAAAAAUCAGCAGGUACAAGGUGUCACCUCUUUUAGAGACAGUAUGUUAAACAAAUCCUUUACGCUUUGUGUACAAUCUGUAAAUAUUGUAGCAUAUUAGAGUUUCAGGAGUUUAUUAAAUAACAUUUUUAUGUAA
Macrosteles quadrilineatus (aster leafhopper) is the source of this 5650-nucleotide messenger RNA. Its product is annotated as GPN-loop GTPase 1. Gene Ontology annotation, molecular function: GTPase activity. Bases 162 to 1358 code for a protein of 398 amino acids. The record is from RefSeq and is a predicted model, not a curated record. The transcript has 6 exons. NCBI's taxonomy places the organism in Eukaryota, Metazoa, Arthropoda, Insecta, Hemiptera, Cicadellidae.